Molecule: messenger RNA, 850 nt
Organism: Westerdykella ornata
Lineage: Eukaryota; Fungi; Ascomycota; Dothideomycetes; Pleosporales; Sporormiaceae
Exons: 4
Coding region: 115-780 (221 amino acids)
Biological process (GO): nucleoside phosphate metabolic process; ribose phosphate metabolic process
Cellular component (GO): nucleus; cytosol
Molecular function (GO): ADP-ribose diphosphatase activity
Source: RefSeq, a predicted model, not a curated record
CUGCAGACGCUGCCACGUUCCUGAACGCCAACACACCUCCCUCGCCCAGAAUUGUAUAUUAGUUGUUCCGAAUUUACCUUGAGUAUACAGUAUACUCCGCAGCAGAAAGCAUCCAUGGCAUCAUCUACUAUCAAUGCAAAGUCCGAGAACAAGUCCAAGGUCCUCAAGGUGGAGCCGUUGGACCAGAAAGAUGCCAAGUGGGCCACCUUAGUCAAAAUCACGUAUACAGACCCUGAGGGAGUCGAGCGCACAUGGGAGUCAGGCGAGCGCCUCACACGCCCCAAAGACUGUGACAUCGAUGGCGUAGGCGUCGUUGCCAUCCUCCGAGACCCGUCCAAACCCGACGAGUCUCCCCGUAUCGUUCUCCAGAAGCAAUGGCGUCCGCCUGUCAACGCUACCGUCAUUGAGAUUCCUGCCGGUCUCAUCGAUCCGAAUGAGACGCCUGAGACAUGUGCGAUCCGUGAACUCAAAGAGGAGUGUGGCUAUGUAGGGGAGGUCAUGGACGGUGAUUUUGGAGUCAGUCCAAUCAUGUUCAACGAUCCCGGCUUCUGCAACACCAACCUGAGGAUGAUACAUAUCUCAGUCGACAUGUCCAAGCCGGAGAAUCAGAAUCCGCAACCGGAACUCGAGGACAACGAAUUUAUCGAAACAUUCACGGUUCCCCUUACCGACCUCUGGACUGAGUGCAAGCGGUUUGAGGAGCAGGGAUACGCCAUCGAUGCGCGGGUGGGCACACUGGCGGAGGGAGUCGAGCUGGCUAAGCGUUGGAGGUUAGCGUAAGAGGUAUUUGAAAAGAUGCUCUUCACGGGUGUGAUUUGCAAAAGUUCUUCGAAGCGGAUAUGUGAUCAGA